This is a messenger RNA of Rhineura floridana, 2215 nucleotides long. RefSeq names its product protein BTG1-like. The coding region runs from base 316 to 786 and encodes 156 amino acids. The transcript is spliced from 2 exons. The record is from RefSeq and is a predicted model, not a curated record. NCBI's taxonomy places the organism in Eukaryota, Metazoa, Chordata, Lepidosauria, Squamata, Rhineuridae. Gene Ontology annotation, cellular component: cytoplasm; nucleus. Gene Ontology annotation, biological process: negative regulation of mitotic cell cycle; negative regulation of cell population proliferation.
GGGGCGGUGUCAUUGGCUAUCGUUGGCCCGGCCCCGCCCGCUGAGUGUGGUGGUAGAUGGGGGGGAAGGCCGCUUCUUGUCUGUGUCUCUCGAUGUGUUUACUCCUCGCGCUUGGUCCCCAGCGGCGGCUGCGGCAGCAGCGCUGAGUGGGUGGCAGUAGCAAGGCAGGCGGCGCGUAUCGGCACCUCACCCCCCCUUCCUCUCAACAUCAGCCCGCCUUCGCUCUUCCGAACCGCAGCAACGUAGCCUCUCUGCCGGACUAAGGCAGAGAAAGAGUGUGGUAAAGAUAAAAGAGUUAAUUAGUUGUGGAGAACCAUGAAGACGGAGAUCUCCACUGCUGCGGGCUUCAUCACCCGUCUCCUCAGGACGCCCGGCGGCAUCGGCGACGAGGAGCUGCGCUGCUUCAGCGAGUCACUCCAGGAGGCGCUACGAGACCAUUAUAAACACCACUGGUUCCCCUUGAUGCCUUCCAAAGGCUCCGGGUAUCGCUGCAUUAGGAUCAAUCACAAGAUGGACCCCUUGAUAGGAAAGGCAGCAGGUAUGAUUGGACUAAGCCGCGAGAGACUCUUCCAGCUCCUGCCCAGCGAAUUAACUCUUUGGGUUGACCCCUUUGAGGUGUCCUAUCGUAUAGGAGAAGAUGGGUCUAUCUGUGUCCUCUAUGAAGGCCCUCAGCCAGCAAUGAAGAAUGCCAAAGCUCUUGAGAACAGGAGCAGCUGUAAAGAGGAGUGGAGAAUUGGCAGAGCCAGCCCUUCCAAAAACUACAACAUGAUGACAGUUUCCAGUUAAAAAAUUACCAUUCCCUGUACAAUGAUGUAUGUAUGUAUCCCACUUUGAUAAUGAAGUUAGAUGAUGUAAUUGAUAUGUUGAUUUUCACCCCAUAGUCAUUAAAGUUGUAGUAGUACUGCCAAAUUCUUUUUUUUUUCUGGCCAAGGGCUAAUGUAUAAAAACAGUUCUUUAACUGUGUACUUUUUCUGGAUUGUAUAAUGUAAAUGAAAUUGUACAGUCAAGAUGAUUGUUUUACAGAUUUAUAUUUUGCAAAAAAAUCCUUGGCUAUUUGUAAUAAAAAUGAAAUUAAUUUAAAUCUUUUUUAUAUAUAUACAUAAAGGCGUUUAGUUCACAGUAACAUUUCCCCUACCACUUCUGCAUUUAUUGAGCAAUAAUUUGAGGGUGGGUGUGUGGAAGGAGGCAAAGUGGGUGAUGGGAAUUAGACGCUCUGACCAACUGGAGUUUUUAAAACUCUCCAGUGAUUUGGCAGCACAGACUGUUUCAGGGUCAUAAACACAAAUGAAGAGAACAAAUAUGAUUUGUCUAAUGUAAAUAUCCAGGCUAGGUUUUUAUUCUCAAACAGCUGUUAUGUAUGGAAUCAAAUUUUUUGGAAGAAAUUUUUUAGGAAAGUUACUCAAUAGUUCAUUCCUACUUGUUCACUAAAAUAUGUUUUUAACAUUUACAGUGUACCAUUUACACUGAUAAAUACUAGGUUAAAAUUGUCAGUUAAAACAGAAAUAUAUAUCAAUUUAUAUAAUCUGGCACAGUGAAAUGGAAUAAUUUAACUUCUAAGAACAUAAAUUAUUAAAACUUUCCUGGAAUCAGCUGGAUUAGUGAGAACUUUUAUCCAAAUACUAGGAAUCUGCUGGACUAGAUGGAAAUUUUAUUUUGACUGCAAACACCUCAUUUGAAUAUAAGUUCCAUUAAUUUCAGUAGGAGUUACUUUCAUAUAAAGUCUUUGCGAUUAGGGUGAAAAUUAAAUGUUACAUGAGUGUUUUAGUUCACAUUUUUAAACAUUUGAAUAUGUUAACCCUCUCCCCUUUUUAUUUUUGCUAUUUAAACAUACGUGUCACUCACUAAACAUUAAAAACUACUCAAAAUUAAGUGUCCUGUUUCCCCAAAACAGUUGCAAGUCUAAUAAGUUUGUUAUGAUUCAAAGAGCUACCUUAGAUGCGCCAAAGGUCUUUGGUCAUGCCAACUGGAAUUCUUUUUUGUAUUUAGCAACAGAGCAUUGUAGAUUGUUCACACAUCACUAACAAAUCUUGCAAAAGCCAACUUUGCAUGGUGAAAGAGACAGUUAAGGGACAAGUCUGGGCAAAUUCAAAGUGAUACUUCCAAUUUGGCUGAAAAAGUUGUGGGAGUUUAGUAAAAUGGCAUUUCAGUUUAACAUUCAUUAAGUUAAGGAAAUUAAUAUGUUAAUUGUAAUAAAAGGUAUUUUUAAAACUUAGAA